This is a messenger RNA of Salvelinus namaycush (lake trout), 2496 nucleotides long. RefSeq names its product carbonic anhydrase Va (gene ca5a). NCBI's taxonomy places the organism in Eukaryota, Metazoa, Chordata, Actinopteri, Salmoniformes, Salmonidae. The transcript has 7 exons. Gene Ontology annotation, cellular component: mitochondrion; cytoplasm. The record is from RefSeq and is a predicted model, not a curated record. The coding region runs from base 640 to 1542 and encodes 300 amino acids. Gene Ontology annotation, molecular function: zinc ion binding; carbonate dehydratase activity.
CUCAAGGGUGAUAGACGAGUUUCCCUCAAAUUAUUACGAGUUGGAGAGGCGUUCAAGUGCAUUUUUCAGUCAUAUGCUCGUAUUUACAAGAUGCUAUGAACGCAGCAUCGUCUCGCGCAUGUGGAUUGAAACGCCCCUCAGACGAUAAAGCUGAUAGGUCGGGAUGGGAAUUUUGCGACCGCCACUCAGCAAACUCUUCGUAAUAACAUUGCUUUGUAAACACAUUUACAAUCUGUUAUUUUCGUUGAUGCGGCGUGUGAAAUAUCUGUAUGAAGCUAAAUUCGAUGGGCGCGGUGUUCAAGUAAGAGCACGCAUCAACAGGACUAGUGAAAAGCUGUAAAACCUCAUGGAAUUUACGGUCAAUUCGUGAAUGUUUUAAUCAUGUGACAGCCUGCCCAUUUCGUUGCUACCAGUCAAGCGAGAGGUAGCGAGAGAGACCAGCCAUCCAGCCGACAAUGUGGAAGACGAGGGGCCAUAAAAAGCAAAUCCCCUUAAGUGGAAACCGCUAUGAAACCAACCCGUAACACAUGGGGACAAGAUGAGCAGUUGACUUGACGUUUUGCCUUACCUGAAAGGCUAAAUAACAGCUAACUUUGACUCUCGCAACCCUCGAGAAGCGUAUUCGAAGAAUCCGAGAUAAUGGUGGCUCUUUCAUCGGUUUUAACGCCACUUGCUCGGUAUCUGCACAGACAUCUCAUAAAGCAAACCAAAGGUCAACGUUUGAUCCCUGUGAGAAGAUGCAACCUCACCGCAUGUUCAAGCAAAUAUGUGCUUUCUGCCUUGCAUCCAAUGUGGCAGGGACCACUCGUUGCUCCAGGGGGUAACAGACAAUCUCCUAUCGAUAUUCGGGUGCGUAAGAGCGUUUUUGAUCCUCACCUCAAGCCGCUGACCCCGGAUUACGACCCCGGGACGUGCUCACAGAUAUGGAACAACGGGUACUCAUUCCUGGUUGAGUACGACGACACCACCGACAAAUCCAUACUUAAAGGGGGUCCUCUGGAGGAUAACUUCCGGCUGUGUCAGUUCCACUUCCAUUGGGGGGAGAGCAACGCGUGGGGCUCCGAGCAUACAGUGGACCGCCGCCUCUUCCCUGCUGAGCUCCACAUGGUCCACUGGAACUCUAAUAAGUACAGCCGGUUUGAGGAAGCUGUGAUGGAGGAGAAUGGACUGGCUGUUAUCGGGGUCUUCCUCAAGAUAGGGAAGAGACACGAGGGACUGCAGAAACUAGUGGAUGCUCUACCUGCUGUCAGACACAAGGACAGUGUUGUUGAGUUCACUAGGUUUGACCCAGCCUGCCUACUGCCUGCUAACAUUGACGAUUACUGGACGUAUGCAGGGUCACUUACCACUCCUCCUCUGACUGAGGCAGUGACCUGGAUUAUCAUGAAGCAGCACAUCGAAGUCAGCCAUGACCAGUUUCAGGUCUGCGUAACACAUUGUCCCUUACUCAGCUGGCAGUGUUCCGGAGCCUUCUCUUCACCUCAGCAGAGGAGGAGGUGCAGAAGAGCAUGGUCAACAACUUCCGCGUGCAGCAGCCCCUGAGGGGCCGCACUGUGCGGUCCUCGUUCACCCCCUUCCUGCAGCAGGAGCCACCUGCAAAAGGUCCACACACAGGCCACUGACCGGUACACACAAACUCACUCUGACCCUUCAAAGCAAAAUUAUGCAAUUACCCUAGGAAGCCUUUUUAUUUAUUUUUUACUCUACAGAAGUCAUACUGCUGGCAUCUUCUUUCCAAAUGUCUUAUGCAUUCAGAAAGCACUCAAUGAUUUCGCUUAAAUGACAGGGAUUUUAUAAUUCCAAUGUCACCAUCUAAAGCUGUGGUAUUCAAAGUCAGGGUCGCGACCUCUAGUUAGUUGGAUUGUGUGGGAACUGCUGUGGGUUCGCCCCCCCAAAAAAAAUUAGAAGUAAGCAAAUUAAGAGUACAGAUCAUUUUAUUUGACAAUAUACAAAUGUUUUUGAGAAAUAAUUUGAAAAAUACUAUUUUGAGUAAAUGUAUUUAAUGGUUUCUUUUCAUUUUAAUAAGAGAUAAAAAUGUAAUGAAUUGAAGUUUAUUUGUUGAUGUAAAAAUGGAAAUGUUUCCUUUUAAGGCCGUGUCAUUAGAUCUGGGGUGGGGGGGUCUCGAGAAAGGAUUAUGAAAAAAAGGGUUGGUCCCCCCUGAAAAAGUUUGAAUACCAAUGAUCUAAAGGCUUUUUUGUUGAUGUUGGCAUCUGUCUCACUGUCUGCUGUCCUGUCAAUAACUGAAAGUCAUCAACACAUGGCAGACGUUAACAUAUUUUUGAAACUCCUGUGUCUUAGGUGAAUCUGGUUGGAGAUUUUUAUGAAUGCUCUUAAUUUUUUAAAGUUGUAAACCUUAUUUAUUCACUCCUUAUUAACAGUCAAACUUUACAUGCUUCCAGAAACCAAUGAUUGAUGCUGCUGGAAUAAUUUGACGUACUAUCAACACUUAUUAUGUAAACUAAAGCUUAUGAAUAUCACCCUCUUGUGGAAAGAGUA